AUGGUUCGCAUCCACAACCUCGCUCUCAUUGCUCUGAGUGCAUCCGCCCUGGCGGCAACUGCUCACAACGAGCGCCGCGCAGUCGACGCCCUCGCCGAGCUGGGGGUCGUCGCUCGAGACGCCGCGCCUCUGGACUUGCACAGGCGCCAGAACCAGACACCACCGGACAGCCCCGAGAUCCAGAAGCUCAAGGACGAGCGAAAGAACAUCUCUCCCGAGCUCGAGCAGGCCCGGCAGGACGUGGCGAGCGCCGAGAAGGACAUCGUCGACUCCGUUCCCCAGGACAAGAAGCAAAAGGAAGAGGACGCCUUCCAGAAGUUAAAGACUGUCGUAAACGGCCUCACUGACGAUCAGAAGACCAAGCUCAAGGAGAACGGAAAGAACCUGCGAGCAGCCAUAAGGAAGGAGUUUGCUUCGCAGGCUUCUCAGACAGCUGCCCCUUCGCAGGCUGCCCCGGCCGCAGCCUCUGCUGCUCCUGCGCAACCCGCCAAGUUCUAA
Molecule: messenger RNA, 498 nt
Organism: Metarhizium album ARSEF 1941
Lineage: Eukaryota; Fungi; Ascomycota; Sordariomycetes; Hypocreales; Clavicipitaceae
Exons: 2
Coding region: 1-498 (165 amino acids)
Source: RefSeq, a predicted model, not a curated record